GAAGCAUCUCAGUUAGAAGAAACCUUGUCAAAUAACGCAGAUAGUAUACAGAAGGCUACUUAGGCACUAUCAGAAUGGCUCCCAAGGUUCUCAUUGUCCUCACCUCUCAAAACGUCAUUCCGAAUACCGACCAUCAGACCGGAUGGUAUCUCCCUGAAUUCGCCCACCCCUGGAAAAUCCUCCACGAUGCCGGCGUCGAAUUAACAGUCGCCUCCCCCAAGGGCGGCGAAGCACCCCUUGACCCAGCCUCAGUCGAAAUGUUCAAGCAGGACGAAAUCGCAGUUAACUUCCACAAGAAUCAAGAACCGCUCUGGAAGAAUACCGUUCGACUUGCCGAUAUUGUACCUCGGGCCAAGGAGUUUGAUGCUAUUUUUUAUGUCGGUGGGCAUGGUCCAAUGUUCGAUCUCGUCUCAGACCCCAUCUCCCUCUCCUUAAUCCAAACCUUCGCCUCAGCCAAAAAACCAGUCAGCGCAGUCUGCCACGGACCCAUUGUCUUCGUAAAUGCCACCACUCCCUCCGGCGAACCACUCUUGAGAGAUGCAACAGUCACCGGAUUCUCAAAUGUGGAAGAAGAUCAGGCCCAAUUGACAAAAUUGAUGCCGUUUUUGUUGGAGGAUAGAUUGAAGGCGAUCCCCGGUACGAAAUAUGUCAAGGCUGAUCAACCCUGGGGGGAGAAGGUGGUCGUUGAUAAGACGUAUCAGCUUGGGGGUGUUUUGAUUACGGGACAGAAUCCGGCUAGUGCGACUGGGGUUGGGAAGGAGUUGUUGAAGGCUUUGGGGUUGUAAGAAGUAUUUGUUAUGAUGAAAUGAUUCCUAGGUUAUGUAGUUAUCGAAAGUGAUCAUUUUUUGUUUCAGAAUUCACUAGGUGGAUACAGAUUUGUCCUCAUCUAUUGCAACCUGUAAGUAACAUGUACGAAUGUGAUAUCAAGACAUACAAGACUUGAAAUAAUAGAACAGACGCCAUUUAUAUGCAAUCAUACAACCCCGUCCUCACAAGAGUGGCGUCAAUGGAGUUCCCGAACCAAGAAUACAACAAAACCAUGAAAUCCCUGCCAACAAUUAGUAGACCACUAAUUCAAAUCAGCCGCAAUCAUGUCCUCAACAGCCUUCAUACCAGCUUCCUCACUACGCUUGGACUCUGUCGGAUCAUCACCCACAACUCGCUGAUCAAGCGCCAGUUUCGUCUGUCCCAAUGCAUAGAUUUGCUCCUCGAUAGUCCCUUUCGUAACAAGUCGAAUUACUUCAACCUCCCUCGUUUGACCAACACGGUGUGCUCGAUUCUCUGCUUGGACGUCUUCCUGCGGAUUGAAGCUAGAGUCGAAAAUGAUGACUUUGUUGGCACAUGCGAGAUUGAUUCCUGCACCUCCUGCUUUGGUUGACAGCAUAAACACCGGGAUAUCCGUCUGUUCAUAGAAGGCAUCCAGAAUUGCUUGGCGAUCUUCGACGUUGGUGCGGCCGUCGAGACGGAAAAAUCUCAUAUUGACUGUCUCAAGGACGUACUCCAAAAUGUCCAUGACGAGAGUGAAUUGUGAGAAAAUGAGAGUUCGGUCGCCAUUCUCCUUAAAUUUCUUCAGUAAUUCGCAAAGCUUGUCGAUCUUUCCAGAGUUCAUCCAUUCUUGGUUCUUCAAUGUAAAUGGUCCGAGGGAUUUCGGAUGUUUAACACACAUGGAAUGACAUUCGAAAUCGUUAUAAGGUUGUAAUUCCUCGAAAAUGAUGUCUGGAUCGGACAAAGACCACUGUUCCUCUUUCAAGCACGCUUUGGCCAUCUUGCCCAGAAUCUUGUCGUUGUAAAGUCGUCGUUUCAAAAGCGGAUGAAUUGCUGUGAAUCGUAG
Molecule: messenger RNA, 1831 nt
Organism: Talaromyces stipitatus ATCC 10500
Lineage: Eukaryota; Fungi; Ascomycota; Eurotiomycetes; Eurotiales; Trichocomaceae
Product: ThiJ/PfpI family protein
Exons: 3
Coding region: 75-785 (236 amino acids)
Molecular function (GO): glyoxalase III activity
Source: RefSeq, a predicted model, not a curated record